AUGCCUUCAAGCCACACUCCCACUAUCCAGUAUCCGGGAGAUGAGGAUAUGACGACACCCAAGCCAAAUCUUUUAAAUUCUCCAAUCUUCCCAUCUGCAUCCUUCACAUCCGAAUCAACCAUAAAUGCGCCAGAAAAUCAGAUUACUUCUUCUGGCGGGGUUUCGUUAUCGAUAGUAUUGGCUGAGCCGGUUAUUUUUCUUCAAGGCUUCAAUGAGACUGAAUAUGUUGAGGAAACCCCAGCUAUGCUGAGAGGUUCUUUGAUUGUCACGACAUCCAAACCAACUAAAAUCAAAGCUAUCACCUUGACAUUUAAGGGUCACGCAAGGACUGAAUGGCCUGAAGGCAUUCCCCCAAAGCGAGCUGAGACCUAUGAAAGCCAAGAUGUUCACUGCCAUGUGUGGUCGUUUUUCAAUGCCAGCUACGCCAUGGCAGAGUAUUCUUCAGGUGCUCACCUAGUGAGAUAUGCAAAGGAUUUUGGAUCCAGCGCUGUCUCAUCAUUUUCACGAGAUGCGUCUCCCUCGGGGAUGAGGCCUCGCAGCAGUAGUAACAACUCUUUAAGUAGACCAGAAGGCUUACGUGGGCGAACAUCGACUGAUUCUUUCGAAGGUGCUGCUUCUACCCUCAGUGCAGCAACUGGUAUCAAGGGAUUAGCCAACAGAUUUCGAAGAGCAGCGAGUCCUGCACCAUCAAUGCCGUCGUCGCAAACAUUCUCGGGUCUCGCCUUAGGACCACAUCGAAGUUUCUCCAAAACUGAAGCCCAAGAUCAUGAUAUUCAUGCAAAAGGAUAUCGCAUUUUUGAACCUGGCGAAUAUAUUUAUAACUUUGAACUGGCACUUCCCCAAUCGUUACCAGAGACUAUUCGUGCAAAUUUUGGGUCCGUCAUCUAUGAUUUGGAGGCCAUUAUUGAACGUCCUGGUACUUUCAAAUCAAAUAUUUCAGGUACAAAAGAGGUGACUGUCGUCCGUGCCAUGUCAGAUAAUAAUUUGGAGGCAACAGAACCUAUCGCUAUUUCAAGAGACUGGGAAGACCAGCUUCAUUAUGAUAUUGUAAUUGCAGGAAAAUGUUUUCCAAUGGGAACUGAGAUCCCAAUCGCAUUUAAAUUCACCCCUCUGGCAAAAAUGAAAUUGCAUCGCAUUAGAGUGUAUAUCACCGAGAAUGCCGAAUACUAUUGUAAAAACAAAAAGGUACACCGGAUUGAACCAACCAAGAAGUUUCUUAUCAAGGAAUUCCUUCCUGAUGAUGGUAUCUCUGGUUCUUUGCUAGGAGACUUCCAUGGCGUGGAAUUAGAGUCUGUUAGUGAAAUGGAGUAUGAAGUUAAAAUCCCAAUGUCAUUUUCAAACGUAAAAGAACAUCUACACCCCAAUACUGCAUAUGAGAAUAUUGAAAUCCACCAUUGGAUUAAGCUUGUGCUGAGGUUGUCUAAGAUUGAUCCAGAUGCGACCGACAAGCGAAAGUUCUAUGAGAUUUCCAUUGAUUCGCCUAUUAGUCUACUUGACAACCACUGCACCAAUGCCAAUAUUCUACUUCCCCAAUAUAUCCCUCGACGCUCUAGUCUUGUGUCCACUAGUUCUUCGUCUACCCUCCCAACUCCCAUGCCGUCAACAUCACAACGUGCUCCCCAGCGUCCGAUCCAUUUCUUACGGAAACCAUCAGUAGCCCCUCCCCCAUUUGAUGCAGAGGUAUCACCUCCAUCUAUCGAGGAUCGCCCUGAUGCCCCCCCAAGUUAUGAAGCCGUGAUCCAAGAAGAAGAAGCAGAGGCUGAAGAUAUGACCAGACCAGUUAUGAACCAGCUGACUAACUUUAGGCUGGGUUCGAAUUCAUCAACAAAUUCGGGCGGGUCAUCCUCGAGUACGAGUUCUGCAUCUGCAACAUCCAACUUAACCAACACUGAUUCUUAUGAUUCGACUUCCGGUUCAUCUACUACUUCUCAUCAGCAGCAAUAUUACAGUAAUGGUGCUUCUACAAAUAGUGCUCAUUCAUUAUCGAACAAUUCAGACUCUUCUUCUGUGCGAUCGUCAUCAACCGUUACUGAUAGAGCCUCUACGUCAUCUGCUCAAGGGACAUCUCGAACUAGCAUGUCAUCGGUCAGUGAUACCGCCGAGCCAGUGGCCUUCUCUGGAGUUCAAGCAUCUGUUCCACAGAUUCCUCAGCUGGGCCGUCACGAGAGCGUGGCUAGUAGUGUUGAUAUUGCUGACCAGGACCAAGAGUCACUUUACUCGACUAAUUACGACGAUGAUGGGGUCGACCCAAUGGACCAUUCUUCUCCCCGCAUUCCUCAUAUUUCCUUGGAUGUUCCGCCUGAGUCUGAAGAAGACGAUGAGGGGCAUACAAAUAUUCCUUCUAAUGACAGAUUUGGCCGGUCGUUGUAUCGCAUGCCAACCGCAAAUAGCUCGAGCUCUACAGCUGGUUAUGGUCGUCGCAGCUCUAGUACUCCAUCGACUAUGAUAAAUCCCGGUGCGUUACCUGGAGAGGUGUACCCUCUUCUAGGUCACCGACCGAGUCUGAAGGAUGGAAGCGAAUUGAGCCCUAUGGAUUCAGCUGGUGACAUUGGUAGUUUGACUUUGACCGGUGACUUCGAUGAUGCUGCUUCAUUACAGAGUACUCCAUCGCUAUGGAUAAGUUAA
This is a messenger RNA of Sugiyamaella lignohabitans, 2625 nucleotides long. It is a transcript of the gene ALY2, whose product is annotated as Aly2p. Gene Ontology annotation, cellular component: cytosol; cytoplasm. NCBI's taxonomy places the organism in Eukaryota, Fungi, Ascomycota, Dipodascomycetes, Dipodascales, Trichomonascaceae. Gene Ontology annotation, biological process: ubiquitin-dependent endocytosis. Bases 1 to 2625 code for a protein of 874 amino acids. The record is from RefSeq and is a predicted model, not a curated record. Gene Ontology annotation, molecular function: ubiquitin protein ligase binding; protein-macromolecule adaptor activity. The transcript has a single exon.